Messenger RNA from Nylanderia fulva, 2043 nucleotides. It is a transcript of the gene hfp, whose product is annotated as Poly(U)-binding-splicing factor hfp. The record is from RefSeq and is a predicted model, not a curated record. Gene Ontology annotation, cellular component: catalytic step 2 spliceosome; precatalytic spliceosome. Gene Ontology annotation, molecular function: RNA binding. NCBI's taxonomy places the organism in Eukaryota, Metazoa, Arthropoda, Insecta, Hymenoptera, Formicidae. Gene Ontology annotation, biological process: mRNA splice site recognition; alternative mRNA splicing, via spliceosome; regulation of alternative mRNA splicing, via spliceosome.
GGUGGUGCCAAAAGCGCUCCACUUCCGCGAAGAAGAGAGUAUCGGCAGUGUGAGUAAUUUGUGAGUUGUAAUUUAGGGCUCGCGAUUCCUCGAGAAUUCUGCGGAUCACCAGAAUAUCUCGUCCUACACGAAGGCACGAUGAACGGAACCAUGGCCAUGACACCAACGUCGCAAAACAGUAUGGAGCCACCGACGAAGAAGAGCAAAGUAGAAGGAAAUGCAUCAGAAUUCUUAUCAGGCCCCAUUUAUGAUCUCAAUCAGAUAGGUCAGGUUAUUGCUGGACCUGGCGCUAAGUACCUCACAUUACCUGGAAUUUUGGGAGCCGGCCUACCAAAAAUUACAUCCGAACAACAGGAUACGGUAAACAGAGCAAAAAAGUAUGCAAUGGAACAAAGUAUCAAGAUGGUCCUAAUGAAGCAGACAUUGGCUCAUCAACAACAGCAAAUGGCUAGUCAACGGAAUCAAGUGCAAAGACAGCAGGCUCUCGCCCUCAUGUGCAGGGUUUACGUGGGCAGCAUCAGUUUCGAGUUGAAAGAAGACACGAUCAGGCAAGCUUUCUUGCCAUUUGGACCGAUCAAAUCCAUCAAUAUGUCUUGGGAUCCCGUUACGCAGAAGCACAAGGGCUUCGCCUUUGUCGAAUACGAGAUACCCGAAGCCGCGCAACUCGCUUUGGAACAAAUGAACGGUGUCAUGAUCGGUGGCCGAAACAUCAAGGUUGUAGGACGUCCGUCCAAUAUGCCACAAGCGCAAUCGGUGAUCGAUGAAAUCACCGAGGAGAGCAAACAUUACAAUCGUAUCUAUAUAGCGUCGAUACAUCAAGAUUUGACCGAGGAUGACAUCAAGUCAGUUUUUGAGGCAUUUGGACCGAUUACGUAUUGUAAGCUCGCGCAGGGCAGUUCGCCGCAUCGGCACAAAGGAUACGGUUUCAUCGAGUACGAGACCAUGCAGGCCGCGCUAGAGGCUAUCGCUUCCAUGAACUUGUUCGAUCUGGGUGGUCAAUAUCUGAGAGUGGGCAGAGCCAUAACACCUCCGAACGCGCUCAUGGGACCACCUAGUGGUACUAGCAUGAUGCCGACCGCGGCUGCGGUAGCCGCUGCAGCUGCAACAGCAAAGAUUCAAGCGAUGGACGCUGUCGCCAGUAAUGCGGUUGCGUUAGGUCUCACCAAACUUGGAGCAGCCGCACCGCCGAUCCUAAACCAGGGACUUCCUGGUGUAGUACGACCUACCAUAGCACCUGCGACAAUAAUGGCACCACCAACAGUAGCGACGGUCGCACCGGUGAUACCUCCACCUGGUAUAGCCAUACCGCAAACCUUAACGCGACCGCCUGCUAUUAUCCAACCGAUUCCCGGUCAACCGGUCGUUAUACCACCUCCCGCCGUUGUCGCUCCUACAAUUGUCGGCACACCAGUUAUACCAGUUACAACAACCGCAAAUUCCGACAUUAUGAGACGAGCGCAAGAGCAAGCGGCUCAUCAAAAACAACAGGAGGAAUUGCAAAAGAAGCUAUUGGAGGAAACGGAACCGCAAACGUUACAGCAGCAAGAAAAUAUGUCGAUCAAAGGCCAGAGUGCGCGUCAUCUUGUUAUGCAAAAGCUUAUGCGUAAGGUCGAAUCCCGCGUAGUUAUUCUGAGAAACAUGGUCGCGCCAGAGGAUGUGGACGAGACCCUACAAGAAGAAAUUCAAGAUGAGUGCUCUAAAUUUGGUGUGGUCGAGCGGGUUAUUAUUUAUAAGGAGAGACAGUCCGAGGAUGAUGAAAACGCGGAAGUUAUCGUCAAAAUAUUCGUCGAAUUCUCUCAAAUGAGUGAAGCGGAACGUGCAAGAGAUUCGUUAAAUGGUCGUUAUUUCGGUGGGCGAUUGGUUAAAGGAGAGCUAUACGACCAGGCCCUAUUUGACAAUAGCGAUUUUUCUGGUUGAUGCGCUCUUAUAUUGAGUUUAUAUCAAUUUCAGUCGUAUAAAGGAGGUACAUAUUUAAUGACUGACACUGUGAAUUUUGUCGUUAAACUACUAUUUGUAAUUGAAAUCUCUUAGCUACGCGUUGAA